Molecule: messenger RNA, 1058 nt
Organism: Wasmannia auropunctata (little fire ant)
Lineage: Eukaryota; Metazoa; Arthropoda; Insecta; Hymenoptera; Formicidae
Exons: 4
Coding region: 412-1008 (198 amino acids)
Molecular function (GO): RNA binding
Source: RefSeq, a predicted model, not a curated record
AGGUUAGGAUGACCGCUCCCAUGCUUCACUCUGCUCCACAGAUGUAAAUAUCUUCUCCGGCUGCACCGCAUUGCACUUUCUGCACUCAAAAUGAGAUGGAUUUGCAAUCAGCUGUUGGAAAGAAAAAGAGAAAGGAUAUAUAAACAGAGCACAUUCGUACAGCUGCGAAGCAAGCGCAUAUGUCGUAAUUAGCAUUUGAUCUUGAGAGUUGAGAUAAUUAUUGAUAGAUAGUUUAGCUGUUAACCUUCCGUGGCGGAGAACAUCCACAUACAUUGUUAAUGUAAAGAAAUACGACAGCAAGGAAGAAUAAUUAUACAACUCGAUAUAAUUGUGCACGUUCGCUCCACUGCGAAUUGGUUAGCUAAUUAAUAAAUUUUAGAUAGUUUGAAUUGUAAUCGAGUGUAAAUUGCUAUGUUAUCCAGAGUGACAGUUAAUAUUAUUAGGAGAUCGGUAUGCAGCAAUGCACGUACUCUUUGUCACACACCUCGAUGUCUCUUACAGUCGGAGCUCUCUUUGUGCAAGGAUGGUGCAAGGUCACAUAGUGUACAAAAUCAUUAUGACUUAUAUAUAGCAAAAAGAUUCAAGUCCAGUAAGAAGAAAAUUGCUAACAUUAGGAAAGACAAAGAUGAGGAUUCCGACGAGGAGAAAGAGAAAGACGAUGAGGUGGAAAUUCCUAUGGGUUCAAAAGUUAUUAAAAAAAAAGUACUUUCUCUUCGAUUAGACGCCAUUUCUAAAAUUGGAUUUGGAAUAAGUCGCAAUAAAAUUGAGGAGAUCUUCUAUGAUAGCAGACUUCGCGUAAAUGGAAAAAAAGUAUUAAAGAAAUCUAAAGAGGUGCAAAUAGAAGAUGAAAUCGACAUGAUUUUACAUCAAAGUGUGGACAAUCCUGGGUUCCUUGUUGUAAACAGAAUUGUGAUAUUAUCAAUAUAUCCUACACAUGACGGUAUACAAAUUAAAUUAUCUGUAGAUAGAAACUUACUAAUUGAAGAUUAUCAGGAUUCCUAUCUAUAACCUGUAAACUUUUUUACAAAUCAAUAAAAUUGUGUAUUGUACAAACAAUA